AGCGAUUCGUGUAACUGACGUCUGACGUCAUCAACCCGGGUGUCAUCUUGAACCAUCUUAUAACCGCGGCAAAUAACACAGAAAUUUUGGUUAUUCGCUUGGAUUUGAUUUAGGUCAUGACUUGUCGCCGACUAUCAGUUUGCUGAUUGUCAGAACAAACCACCUAUCUACCUAUUUUGUGUUUUUCGAUUGGGCAACACUGGUCUAACAUGUUCUGUGUAUAUACAUGUACAUGUUUUGUGAGUAUAACCUCACACUUUGUUGUCUAUUGCCUGUGUUUGUCAUCCCACUUCAAUCACAGGAUAAUUGUGGUAUAAUAACCCUAAAUAACAGAAAUAACUGUCUCUACUGCGUGACUGCUGCCAAGAUGUCGAAUCCGGAAAACUAUAAAAACGCAAAGUCCAUCUACGAGUUUACCUGCAGGGACAUCAAAGGCAACGAGGUGUCUUUGGAGAAAUACAGGGGACAUGUCUGCAUCAUCGUCAACGUAGCUUCGCAGUGUGGAUACACGAAAAACCACUAUGCUGAAUUGGGAGAGUUAUAUGAUCAGUAUGCGGAGAGCAAAGGCCUCAGAAUACUAGCAUUUCCAUGUAACCAAUUUGCAAAUGAAGAGCCAGGUACUAGUGAAGAAAUCUGUCAAUUUGUGUCAUCAAAGAAUGUGAAAUUUGACAUGUUUGAAAAAGUAAAUGUGAAUGGUAGCGAUGCCCAUCCAUUAUGGAAGUACUUGAAACACAAGCAAGGUGGUACCUUGGGAGAUUUCAUCAAAUGGAACUUCACAAAGUUCAUUGUUGACAAAGAUGGACAGCCAGUGGAGAGACAUGGGCCUAGUACUAGUCCCAAGGAUUUGGUUAAGAAUUUGGAAAAGUAUUGGUAAUGCUUGGUAAUGGUCAGAUGAUAUAUCAAUAUUCUGUUGAUUUUUGGUUCCAGAUUUGGAAUCUGUUAUUCUACUAUCUUAUUUAGUUUGUGUCAUUUUGUCCAGCAAUAUUUUAUUGAUAUGCACAAAUUUUAUAUUUUAAGGCUUUAUAAUUGUUAAAAAAAAGGAAAAACACUAACAAAAUAGCAUUUUCAUCAGAUGAUAACUAAGCAAAAAGAGAUAAAAACUUCCUUGUGAUAACAUGGCUUUCUCAAAAUUUGACAGUAUUGUGGUAUGAUAGUGAAUUAGUGACUGUGUGAUAGUGACUCAUAAAAUAAAAAACAAAUGUUACAUUCAAGGGAUCUAUUUGCUCUUUAUGAUUAUUGAUCCAGUAAAAAUACUACCAAAAAAAAUACCAAUGAUGUUUAUAUCUUAAAGUAUCUAUCUAUGAACAUAGCAUGUAUAAUUGUGUGUUUCAUUAUAUAUAACCAAAUAUAUGUUCAAUUAUUAUAUAAAAAAUGAC
Acanthoscelides obtectus is the source of this 1376-nucleotide messenger RNA. Lineage: Eukaryota; Metazoa; Arthropoda; Insecta; Coleoptera; Chrysomelidae. The record is from the annotation of a GenBank genome assembly.